Messenger RNA from Hibiscus syriacus, 1005 nucleotides. RefSeq names its product probable dolichyl-diphosphooligosaccharide--protein glycosyltransferase subunit 3B. Gene Ontology annotation, cellular component: oligosaccharyltransferase complex. The record is from RefSeq and is a predicted model, not a curated record. NCBI's taxonomy places the organism in Eukaryota, Viridiplantae, Streptophyta, Magnoliopsida, Malvales, Malvaceae. The coding region runs from base 1 to 1005 and encodes 334 amino acids. The transcript has a single exon.
AUGCUAUCAUCAUUCAUCGUCGUUUCAGUCUCCCUUGUAAUUUCAAAAGCUGAAUCACAAUCACACCUGAUCGACCAUCUCCUCGUCCUUCAGUCCCAAUCGAAAUCGGGAGUCAUCCAUUUAGACGAUCAAUCUGUCUCCAAGUUCUUAAGGUCCCCGAAAACCCCACGCCCUUACUCUCUGCUCAUCUUCUUCGACGCCGUUCAACUCCGAGAUAAAUCCGACCUUAGCCUCCGCGAUCUCAGCCAAGAGUUCGCCGUCGUCGCCUCUUCUUUCAUCGCCAACCACAACUCGGCCAACCCCAAGCUCUUCUUCUGCGACAUCGAGUUCCGCGAAUCCAAAUCUUCUUUCAACCUCUUCGGCGUCAAUUCCCUUCCCAACCUCUACCUCGUCGGCCCCGCAGCCAAAUCACUGAAAGAUGACUCGGAACGAAUGCAGCAGGCCGGCUUCACUCGAUUCACCGAAUCACUCGUCGAUUUCAUCGAGUCUAAAACUAAACUCACCGUGGGUCCCAUCCACCGUCCUCCCAUCAUUUCGAAAACUCAAGUCGGUAGCAUCCUCGGGUUUUUAUUGAUCUGGUCUGCGUUCGCCGCAAAAAAGGUGUUCAGCGGCGAAACCGUGUUACACAACCCUAGGAUUUGGCUUUCAGGAGCCAUUUUUGUUUAUUUCUUCAGCGUUUCGGGAGCAAUGCAUACCAUAAUAAGGAGGAUGCCGAUGUUCUUGAUGGACAGGGACGAUCCAGACAAAUUGAUCUUCUUCUACCGAGGAACAGGAGUACAACUUGGAUUGGAAGGGUUCGCGGCGGGUUUUCUUUACACGGUUGUGGGAUUGUUGCUUGCAUUUGUCUCCCAUGUCCUGGUUUAUGUCAAGGAUCCAAAGGCGCAGCGUCUGGCUAUGUUAUUCUCCAUCUUAGUAUCUUUCUGGGCAGUCAAGCAAGUGAUUUUCUUGGACAAUUGGAAGACCGGAUAUGCCAUUCAUGGAUUCUGGCCUUCCUCUUGGAACUAA